Messenger RNA from Cucurbita maxima (winter squash), 1136 nucleotides. Its product is annotated as ras-related protein RABH1b. The record is from RefSeq and is a predicted model, not a curated record. Gene Ontology annotation, molecular function: GTPase activity; GTP binding. Bases 176 to 802 code for a protein of 208 amino acids. The transcript is spliced from 6 exons. NCBI's taxonomy places the organism in Eukaryota, Viridiplantae, Streptophyta, Magnoliopsida, Cucurbitales, Cucurbitaceae.
CACCGAGUAGUGCGAAACUGAAAGCAGAAUCAGAUCAAAGGAAGAAAGACAAACUGAGCCAAAAGCCAGAGUUCCAUUGCAACUGGCCUCGGCUUCAUCGUCUCAUUCAGAAAUCUCCAUCUUAAUCCGAUAAUUAUUCCUCUGUUGGAAACGAAAACCAGAGAUCUCUGCGGGUAUGGCACCGACGUCAGCUCUGGCGAAGUACAAGCUGGUCUUUCUUGGAGACCAGUCUGUUGGAAAAACCAGUAUCAUUACACGCUUCAUGUACGACAAAUUCGAUAAUACGUAUCAGGCUACAAUUGGUAUCGAUUUUCUCUCAAAAACUAUGUAUCUUGAAGAUCGCACUGUUCGGCUGCAGUUGUGGGACACUGCUGGACAGGAAAGAUUCAGAAGUUUAAUACCAAGCUAUAUCAGGGACUCAUCUGUCGCGGUCAUCGUUUAUGAUGUUGCAAGCCGGCAGACUUUCGUAAACACUUCAAAAUGGAUUGAGGAGGUGCGCACUGAGAGGGGCAGUGAUGUUAUUAUAGUGCUUGUUGGGAACAAAACGGACCUUGUGGAGAAGAGGCAAGUCUCCGUAGAGGAAGGAGAAGCCAAAGCCCGUGAACUAAAUGUCAUGUUUAUCGAAACAAGUGCAAAAGCUGGAUUCAAUAUCAAGGCUCUAUUCCGAAAAAUUGCUGCAGCAUUGCCCGGAAUGGAAACUCUCUCUUCGACAAAGCAAGAAGACAUGGUUGAUGUCAACCUGAAGUCAACGGGCAGUGGUGCUGCACAAUCCCAGCCGCAGUCCGGUGGAUGCGCCUGCUAAUGAAGCUCGACAUGAGGAAUCGCUCGCUCUUUCUUGCCUUUUGUUUUCAACACCUCAAUCUUCUAGAACUGUGACAUUCAGGUACAAGGUGUGGUUAUAUCUAUCAAUGCCUGCUUGAGCAAUUCGUAAAAUGUAAUUGGUGGCAAGAGUAGACAGCUGUUAUUUUAUGGAGUAAUUUGAUGUAUUGGUGGAGUCAUUAUUUGGGUUUUGGGAUUUGGGAGACGUGUAAAAAUUAGAAAAUUUAUCUGUCGGACUCGAUUACAGAAUUUUGCUUGUCUUGUAAGUUGUAAUUCAUCUUUAGAAAUUCUGCAAAUUUCAUUUGCUUUUACAAUGA